AUGUUUGCUCGCCAAUGUACUCGUCUUGUCAACUCUCGGACUUCCGUCCCUUUGACAUCGUAUCUCGCCCGAGUCCGGGGUUACUCGUCAGCCGCUGGCAGCUAUGAGCACAUCCUCACCUCGACUCCCAAGCCCGGCGUCGGACUCAUCACCCUGAACCGGCCCAAGGCACUCAAUGCACUAUGCACACCACUCAUGACAGAGCUCAACGAAGCAUUGAGCACCUACGACAACGACAAGAGCAUCGGAGCCAUUGUCAUCACCGGAAGCGAAAAGGCAUUCGCCGCCGGCGCCGACAUCAAAGAAAUGGCUCCCCUUAGCUUCUCGGCCGCAUACAGUGAGAACUUCAUUGCGCCAUGGUCUCACCUCGCCAACUCGAUCCGCACCCCAGUCAUCGCAGCGGUGUCGGGGUACGCACUCGGCGGAGGCUGCGAACUGGCCCUCAUGUGCGACAUCUUGUAUUGCAAUGAGAAGGCCGUCUUUGGACAGCCUGAAAUCAAGCUCGGGACUAUCCCGGGUGCGGGUGGAUCGCAGCGUUUGACUCGUGCAGUUGGCAAGAGUAAGGCUAUGGAGUUGAUCCUGACUGGCAAGAACUUUAGCGGGAAGGAAGCUGCCGAGUGGGGAGUUGCGGCUAAGGUUGUCGAUGGUGGUUUGGAAGAGCUGCUUGAGCACGCGUUCAAGACGGCUGAGACCAUUGCUUCUUAUAGUCGGGUUUCGGUCCUGGCGGGUAAGGAGGUGGUGAACAAGAGUCAGGAACUGUCUCUGAAGGAGGGCAUUGAGUAUGAGAGACGGUUGUUCCAUGCUCUGUUUGGGAGCAAGGAUCAGAAGAUUGGUAUGACCGCCUUCGCCGAGAAGAAGAAGCCCGAAUGGUCUCAUGAAUAG
This is a messenger RNA of Penicillium olsonii, 882 nucleotides long. The record is from the annotation of a GenBank genome assembly. NCBI's taxonomy places the organism in Eukaryota, Fungi, Ascomycota, Eurotiomycetes, Eurotiales, Aspergillaceae.